This is a messenger RNA of Ananas comosus (pineapple), 1049 nucleotides long. RefSeq names its product vacuolar protein sorting-associated protein 2 homolog 3. Gene Ontology annotation, cellular component: multivesicular body; ESCRT III complex. Bases 171 to 809 code for a protein of 212 amino acids. Gene Ontology annotation, biological process: protein transport; endosome transport via multivesicular body sorting pathway; late endosome to vacuole transport. NCBI's taxonomy places the organism in Eukaryota, Viridiplantae, Streptophyta, Magnoliopsida, Poales, Bromeliaceae. The record is from RefSeq and is a predicted model, not a curated record. The transcript is spliced from 11 exons.
GCGAGUUCACAUUAGAAAUAUUUAUUUAUAUAUUUAUUUACAUAUUAUUAUAUCAUAUAUUAUUUUUCGAUCAAUAUAAGCUUAAUUUCUUAGAAUUAAUCACAUCAUACCUCGAUCUCUCUCCUCUCCAUCUCUCGAUCUCGAUCUCGUUCCCGUUCUCUGGAGAAGAGAUGAGUCUAUUUGCGAAGAAACCCACCGCAAAAGAGGCGCUUCGGAGUAGUAAACGGGAGGUGUCGCAUGCUACAAGAGGUAUCGAGAGGGAGAUUGGAGCCUUGCAGUUAGAGGAAAAGAAGCUGGUUGCCGAGAUAAAGAGGACUGCCAAAACUGGAAAUGAGGCUGCAACGAAAAUUUUAGCCCGUCAGCUUGUUAGGUUAAGGCAGCAAAUUGCCAAUUUGCAAGGAAAUCGAGCCCAGAUGCGGGGUAUAGCAACCCAUACACAGGCAAUGUAUGCAAAUACUGCAAUGGCUACCGGCAUGGCAGGUGCAAGUAAGGCUAUGGGAGCUAUGAAUAAGCAAAUGGCACCUGCAAAGCAAAUGAAGGUCAUGCAAGAAUUUCAAAAACAAUCGGCACAACUAGAUAUGACGAAUGAGAUGAUGUCUGACUCCAUCGACAAUGUCUUAGAUGAUGACGAGGCCGAAGAGGAAUCCGUGGAACUCACUAACCAGGUCCUUGAUGAAAUUGGUGUUGAUGUCGCAUCACAGCUGUCUUCUGCUCCCAAAGGAAAAAUUGCAGGGAAGAAGGUUCAGAUGGAUGAAAGUUCGGAAAUGGACGAGCUUGUGAAGAGGUUGGCUGGUCUGAAAAAUCCAUAAAUAGAGACCUGUUGAUCCUGCGACUUCUGUUUCCGCACCUGUUUCCAAUUAACGAGGUUUUAUGUAUUAUAAAAGAAAAUCAAAGAUCCCUUGUACUUGAGAAUAGUGAUGUAAAUAAAUAGAUUGAAAAGGAUCAUCUAUUUUGUGCCUCAGUCGAAUGAAAUGUUAGUUGUUUGUCGACAGAGCUUCGUAGUUCCUCUUCAAGUUGAGAAUGAAAAGCUAUGGUUCUUAUCGGAGGUA